Molecule: messenger RNA, 2146 nt
Organism: Xyrauchen texanus (razorback sucker)
Lineage: Eukaryota; Metazoa; Chordata; Actinopteri; Cypriniformes; Catostomidae
Product: NEDD4 family-interacting protein 1-like
Exons: 7
Coding region: 181-816 (211 amino acids)
Biological process (GO): positive regulation of protein ubiquitination; metal ion transport; vacuolar transport
Cellular component (GO): Golgi apparatus; perinuclear region of cytoplasm; endoplasmic reticulum
Molecular function (GO): WW domain binding
Source: RefSeq, a predicted model, not a curated record
CCCGACUGAGCAUGAGCAGUCGCCAUUGUUUAGGCAAUAUAUUAGACUAGUACUGGGAAUCUCUCUUCAUGCGAACGUUUAAGAGUGGGGAAAUUGCAAUAUUGACAAACGGUUUAUUUUAACAUAUAAUUAUUUGUUCUGUAUGAGUUAUUAAGUGAAGAGAUCGACGCAAAACUAAGAAUGACAGAUCCAAGGAGUGGAUAUCAGCAGUUGAAUAAUGAGGCAGAGGCAGGAGAGGUGAUCCAACAAGCAACUGAUGCUCCUCCUCCAUACAGCACCGUUGGAGCAAGUAACGCAGCUUUUUUUGAGUACAAAGAGGAUGAAAUGUACCCCAAACCUCCCUCAUACAAUGUUGCCACAUCAUUGCCAUCAUAUGAUGAGGCCGAGAGGAGCAAAGCAGAGUCCACUGUACCCCUCGUCACUGACAGGGAUGAGGACUUUAUUGCCAGGGAUGGCUUUCAUGAUACGGAUCAACUGCGGGUUGGAAAUGAUGGGAUAUUCAUGCUAACAUUUUUCAUGGCAUUCCUCUUUAACUGGAUCGGCUUUUUCCUGUCCUUCUGUCUGACCAACUCUGCUGCUGGCCGCUAUGGUGCCAUCUCUGGGUUUGGACUCUCCCUGGUUAAAUGGGUCCUGAUUGUCAGAUUUUCUACCUACUUCCCUGGAUAUUUUGAUGGGCAGUACUGGCUGUGGUGGGUUUUCCUUGUUGUAGGAUUCCUGCUGUUCUUCCGGGGAUUUGUCAACUACUCCAGAGUUCGCAACAUUGCAGAUCAUUCCAUGUCGACCCUUCCUCGAACCAGAGUUCUUUUUAUCUAUUAGGUAAAUCAUAAGAAAUGAUUAACUGGGUUUUAGAUGUGUUUAUGUGUGUGCAGUAAUGCCCGCGUUAGUGAUAAGAAUGUAAAGGAUUCAUGAAAAAAGAUUGUUUUAAAAUUUUAAAAAUAAAUCUUUCAAUAAUCGAAAUGAUUGAAUAUAUAAUUCUAAAAUGUAGGUUAAGUAUUUUCUGUUAAUUAAAAAAAAAAAAUCUGUUUAUGCAUAGAUUUUAAAUCUCAGGAUAAUUGCAAAAUGAACAAAACAGCAAACACAAAGCAAGCCGCCUACAGGUUUUUGAAUCUGCUUUAGACACCCUUGCAUCUCUGUUGUUUACAAAAUGGAUCUAAUUAUAUUGGUAUUUUACUAAAGGAUUUUAGCUGUCAUCCAACUAUUUAUCAGUGCUUAAUAUAAAGUGCAGUCAUAAUACAUGUAUUAUUUAUGCAGUUAAUGUGCACGUGUUUGGCAUUUUAUAGGUGCAUCAGUCAUUUUUGCUCUUAAAGAAAUUAGUUGUAAUUUUGAAACAUAUUUAUAAAAUCAUGACCACGCUCAUGAGAUGAAGACUCCAGUCAUAUCAGUAACCUUAGAAAAGCUGUUUUAUUCUACAUGGAGGGGGUCCCUUCAUGGGGGCUGCCAAGUUAGCAUCAUGUGACCAGAUGAAAUUACUACAAGCUUAAUCUCAUUAACCUCCCUGUUUUUGGAAACUUAAACUCGUGACUGAAAUCAAUCAUGGCCGACUGUGAAAAGUGAAUUUCUACAAUGGCAUUGGUAACUGAAAACUAUUGUUUAAACGAUGCUACAUCCACGCCCCUAGGUGUCACUCUAAGUCCAAGAUGACAUAUUCAGUGCACCUUUAAAUUAAAUCAGAGAUUUGUCUCUUAAUUUGUGGGAAAGUUGUAGUUUUACUUUGUGAGUAAAUAUAGUAAUUUUACAUAUUUUGUGAAUUAGAAACGAGUAUGUAUAUAAGGUACACAAGAAGAGUGUGAUGUCAAACAUUGUAAAUGAACACUUUUAAGAUAUAUACACUGAAGAAAAAACACAGAUCAAAUGCCGGGUUCUUUUAAAGUUUAUUCAAUUAUACUUAAGCCUGUUUCGAAUUGCUGUCAUAAAGAGGACCAAAAUAUUAGUUACUUAAAAGGUAUGCCUAGAUUAAUUGCAAACAUUAUGCUAAGCAUCAAGUUUCUGGUUUGCGUAAUAGAACAUUUUAUGAUGCCAAAUGUAGCAUUAGAUUGAUUUUUUUUAUUUUAUUGAAGACUUCAGAAUGAGAUAGUGCUUCACAAUGUGUUGUUUGUGAUUUAUAUGUUUUACACUUGUCAAGUAACUUUUAAUAAAUGUAACUUGU